Hydractinia symbiolongicarpus is the source of this 618-nucleotide messenger RNA. RefSeq lists its product as uncharacterized. The record is from RefSeq and is a predicted model, not a curated record. The transcript has a single exon. Bases 1 to 618 code for a protein of 205 amino acids. NCBI's taxonomy places the organism in Eukaryota, Metazoa, Cnidaria, Hydrozoa, Anthoathecata, Hydractiniidae.
AUGCGAGAAUCGAUCAAACCAAGUGAAAGAUUAUGUGUUACUAUGAGAUACUUAGUUACUGGAGAUGCACAAGUGACAAUUGCCUCAAACUUUCGAAUGAGCCCAACUGUUGUAGGAAGGAUUAUCCCCGAAACAUGUAGGGCCAUAUGGGAUGCUCUGUCUGACAAAAACUAUCUUAAACCUCCAAACUCCCCAGAAGAAUGGCAACAUGUAGCUCAGGAAUUUUAUAAAAAAUGGAACUUUCCAAAUUGCUUAGGGGCAAUCGAUGGAAAGCAUGUUGUGAUGCAGGCCCCAGCAAGAUCAGGUUCAGCAUUCUUUAAUUAUAAAAAGCAACACAGUAUUGUGCUUAUGGCAGUGUGCAGUGCACUUUAUAAAUUUCUAAUGGUAGAUAUUGGAGAUACAGGAAGACAAAGUGAUGGUAGUGUGUAUGGGAACAACAAUCUUGGCUAUAGCAUUGAGAAUAAUCUACUUAAUAUUCCAAAAGCAUCAAAACUACCACAGUCAAAUCGUGUGUUGCCUUUUACUUUCAUAGGUGAUGAUGCUUUUGGGCUGAAACCUCACAUGAUGAAACCGUACCCACUUCAAAACUUGGCAAAAGAAAAGCGAGUAUGCAAAUGA